Messenger RNA from Megalops cyprinoides (Indo-Pacific tarpon), 5088 nucleotides. RefSeq names its product epidermal growth factor receptor a (erythroblastic leukemia viral (v-erb-b) oncogene homolog, avian) (gene egfra). The transcript has 28 exons. Bases 231 to 3875 code for a protein of 1214 amino acids. Gene Ontology annotation, molecular function: epidermal growth factor binding; epidermal growth factor receptor activity; ATP binding. Gene Ontology annotation, cellular component: signaling receptor complex; basal plasma membrane. NCBI's taxonomy places the organism in Eukaryota, Metazoa, Chordata, Actinopteri, Elopiformes, Megalopidae. Gene Ontology annotation, biological process: multicellular organism development; protein phosphorylation; positive regulation of epithelial cell proliferation. The record is from RefSeq and is a predicted model, not a curated record.
AGUUUCUUCGGCGCACUGCUUUCUUACUAUAACAAUUCAGGAGAGCGAAGGAGGAGCUGUCAAAGUUCCAGCUUUGAGGAGAGAAAAAGUACCACUGCAGACGCCUACCGCAACUUAACAAUUUUUCCUGACAGUUUUCGUCCCACAAUUUUAGGGGAAAUAGCUUGGAUUCACCGCAGAAUCUUUGGCAGCACAAGUAUGGAAUAAAAGUCUUUCCAUCUGGAGAGAGGAUGAAGAACGCAAGAAAAACUAUGGCAAUGCAAGCUGAAUUUGGAAUCGUCUUUGCCUGCUUGAUUGCCUUGGGUGGCUGUGUUUUGCCGGAAAAGAAAGUGUGCCAGGGCAUCACCAACCGGCUGACCCUCCUGGGGACGCGAGAGGACCACUACAGGAACCUGGUGAGGGUGUACAGCAACUGCACGGUGGUGCUGGAGAACCUUGAGAUCACCUACACCGAGGAGCACCAUGACCUGUCCUUCCUCAGGACAAUUCAGGAGGUGGGUGGCUACGUGCUGAUCGCUCUCAACAAGGUGGACACCAUCCCUCUGGAGAACCUGCGCAUCAUCCGAGGCCACACCCUCUACGAAAACAAGUAUGCCCUGGCUGUCCUUUCCAACUAUGACAAUGAUGGCAAGAACCGGAACUUCACCAAGGGAGUGAGAUCACUGCCAUUAAGGAGCCUGACAGAAAUCCUUAAAGGGGGUGUGAAAUUCCUGAACAACCAUCUGAUGUGCAAUGUGGAGACAAUACAGUGGUUUGAUAUUGUGAACAAGAACCAAAAUCCCCCCAUGACAUAUCCUCUAGCCAGUACAGGCCAGCACUGUAAAAAAUGUGACCCAGGUUGUUUCAACGGAUCCUGUUGGGCUCCAGGCCCUGAAAACUGCCAAACCUUGACCAAGCUGAACUGCGCAGAGCAGUGCUCCCAGAGGUGCAAGGGACCCAAACCCAUCGACUGCUGCAACGAGCACUGCGCGGCGGGCUGCACCGGGCCCCGCCCCACCGACUGCCUGGCCUGCCGGGCCUUCCAGGACGAGGGGACGUGUAAGGACGCCUGCCCGCGCCUCAUGCUCUACGACCCCAACACCCACCAGCUGGCCGUCAACCCGGACGGGAAGUACAGCUUCGGGGCCACCUGCGUCAAGAGUUGCCCACAUAAUUAUGUGGUGACUGACCACGGUGCAUGUGUUCGGACCUGCAGCGCAAACACGUAUGAGGUGGAUGAGAACGGGGUCAGGAAGUGCAAGAAGUGUGAUGGCCCAUGCCCAAAAGCUUGCAGCGGACUAGGGAUGGGAAAGCUUGUUGGUGUCCUGUCAAUCAAUGCCUCCAACAUCGACUCCUUCAGGAACUGCACAAAAAUCAAUGGAGAUGUUUCCAUCAUUCGCACCACCUUUAAGGGUGACAGAUUCACUAAUACAUCCAAGCUAGACCCGUCAAAGCUGGAAAUUUUUAAAACAGUUAAAGAAAUAUCAGGGUAUCUGCUGAUACAGGCCUGGCCAGAAAACCUGACCUCCCUCAGCCCAUUUGAAAACCUGGAAAUCAUCCGUGGAAGGACCAAACAGCUAGGCACUGUGAGCUUCGCCGCCACCAACAUUCCUAUCACCCACCUGGGCCUGCGGUCACUGAAGGAGGUCAGCGACGGUGACGUGAUCAUCAGGGGCAACCGCAACCUGUGUUACACCAAUCAGGAGCACUGGAAGAAGCUGUUCAGGUCCGAGAAACAGAACGCUCGAGUGGAGAAUAACGCCAAUGCUGUCGCCUGCGCCCAGCAGAACAGCACCUGCGACGAGAUGUGCGGGGCAGAUGGCUGCUGGGGUCCUGGCCCCACCAUGUGCCUGUCGUGCCUGCACUUCAACCGUAGGGGGCGCUGCGUGGGCUCCUGUAACUUAUUGGAGGGUGAUCCACGAGAGUUUGAGGUGGACAAGACAUGUCAGGAAUGCGACCCAGAAUGCCUUCCCCAAAAUGGAACCCAGACUUGUAGUGGACCAGGUCCUGAUAAGUGUGUGGAGUGUGCCCACUUCAAAGAUGGCCCCCACUGUGUCCCCAAGUGCCCUCACGGGGUCCCGGGCGAGGGCGACACCUACAUCUGGAAGUACGCUGACAAGAUGAGGGAGUGCCAGCCGUGCCACGAGAACUGCACGCAAGGAUGCACUGGCCCUGGCUUUGAAGGAUGUGACACUAAAAGGAGCUCCAAUCUGUCCUCGAUUGCGGCGGGCGUGGUGGGCGGCCUGCUGGGCUUCGUAAUUGUCGCCCUGGCCAUCUUCGUCCUGCUGCGCAGGCGCCAUAUCAAGAGGAAGAGGACUCUGCGGAGACUGCUGCAGGAGAGAGAGUUAGUUGAACCCCUAACCCCUAGUGGAGAGGCGCCCAACCAGGCACUUCUACGGAUCCUGAAGGAGACUGAGUUCAAGAAGAUCAAGGUUCUGGGAUCUGGGGCAUUUGGCACUGUCUACAAGGGACUAUGGGUUCCAGAAGGGGAGGAUGUGAAGAUUCCAGUGGCUAUCAAGGUUUUGAGAGAGGCUACAUCACCUAAAGCCAACAAGGAGAUCUUGGAUGAGGCGUACGUGAUGGCCAGUGUGGACAACCCGCACGUGUGCCGCCUGCUGGGCAUCUGCCUGACCUCCACCGUGCAACUCAUCACCCAGCUCAUGCCCCACGGCUGCCUGCUGGACUACGUCAAGGAGAACAAGGACAACAUUGGCUCCCAGUACCUGCUCAACUGGUGUGUGCAGAUAGCUAAGGGGAUGAGCUACCUGGAGGAUCGUCACCUGGUCCAUCGUGACUUGGCAGCCAGGAACGUGCUGGUCAAGACCCCCCAGCACGUCAAGAUCACUGACUUUGGCCUGGCCAAGCUCCUCAAUUCCGACGAGAAAGAGUACCAUGCCGACGGGGGAAAGGUGCCAAUCAAAUGGAUGGCCCUGGAGUCCAUCCUGCACCGGACGUACACUCACCAGAGCGACGUGUGGAGCUAUGGUGUGACAGUGUGGGAGCUGAUGACAUUCGGGACGAAGCCAUACGAUGGCAUCCCGGCCAGCGAGAUCGCCGGGGUCCUGGAGAAGGGGGAGCGGCUUCCCCAGCCACCCAUAUGCACCAUAGACGUCUACAUGAUCAUGGUCAAAUGCUGGAUGAUUGACGCGGACAGCAGGCCCCGGUUCCGCGAGCUCGUCGCCGAGUUCACCAAGAUGGCCCGAGAUCCACAGCGUUACCUGGUCAUUCAGGGUGACGAAAGGAUGCAUCUUCCCAGUCCCACUGACUCCAAAUUCUACCGCACCCUGAUCAACGACGAAGACAUGGCCGACGCAGUAGAUGCGGACGAGUACCUGGUCCCCUACCACGGAUUCUUCAGCAGUCCCAGCACGUCCCGCACACAGCUCCUCCACUCCACGAGUUUGAACAGCAGCAUAGGAGCCUGCCAAACCAGGAAUGGGAACGGCUUCCCGAUGAGGGAGAAUAGUGUGAUUCUACGCUACAUCCCCGACCCAACUGAGAGGUUCUUGGAAUCAGACUUCCAGCCUGCUCCAGACUACGUGAACCAGAAUGGGAACUGUGCGUCUGCAUCAAACUCCAUGUACCAGCGUCCCGCGCCCCCUCGCUUCGCCCUCCCCACGGUGGCGUCCGACGAGACGGAGACGGAGUACCUCAACUGCUUCAAGAACUCGUCGGAAGGGCCCGAGUACCUCAACACGACCCAGCCCGGCCUCCCUGAGCUCGACCUGAAUGGCCCCCGCCACUGCGGCCAGAAGCUCGGCCCCCAGACCAGCCUGGACAACCCCGACUACCAGCAGGAGUUCACCCCGCCGGUCAAGUCCCGGGCCAAUGGGCACCUACCAGCCGCUGAGAAUGUGGAGUACCUGGGCCUUGCCGUGCAGGCAGAGGUCCACUAGCGGUCUGCCUCCCUGGGGGAGCCCACGAUGUGAGACGGAGGGAUUUUGGAGGGGUACCCUGAACUGCUUUGGCCACUGUUUGCCCCCACUUCAUGGGCUGGGAAGGGUACUGUGUCAGUGACUAGAAAGUCAUCUCGGACUUCGAAUCCCGUUUCCUGGUUUGUUUUGUAACGUCCCCAGAGCAUCUGUCCCCCAUCCCCAAACCUAGAAUGAAACCCUCUAGAGAUGUCAGAUGUACUUCAGAACAGGCCUUGGCUCCCUUGAUUUCAAGCAGUGGCUAAGACAUAGUCUUCAGCCCAGUAUUGCUAGAUGACUGUGGGGCAUCGAAGCUCUGAUGCAAAGGAUGCACUGAUCAGAUUGUACAAGGGAUGAAAUUUUUGUCCUCUACUCACAAGUUUCGCAGACACAGCAACACUCAUUCUGACUCAACUGUGAGGUCUCAGCAAUGAUCCCUCAGCAGUGUCCAGGUCAAAGACGGGGCUGUCCCAAUGUUGACUUUUUGCCACAGAAUGUGAAUGUCCAGAACAUUAUGGAAAGCCAGGCUUGCCCUAAGGAAACCCUGAACUGAGAGGCUUGAUGUGAAAAAAAGACUGUAUAGAGCUUCUGUUCUUGGACUUUGUUGCAGAAGCCUGCUUUUAGGUACCCUUUUGAAGACAAGCGUGCAGUAACACUGUUUUAUCAAUGGACAAAAUAUGCUCAAAGCCCUCCUGGCCAACAAAACAUGCAGAGUAUAUAUAUAAGAACUGAAAGACGUCUUUGGUAUUAGUAGCAAACGGUACAAUGGCAUCUAUACUUGGAAACCUCUAUGUGCUGUGAUGUUUGAUGUUUUAAAAUAUGUACAGGGUCUCUUGAUUCGUGUUUAUGUUUUUCUGUUCUGAGACCAAAACUCUUGGUACAUUACGAGAAAUAUUAGGCAUUGAAAUUUUUGGUCGACCCAGUCUGUGCUUAGGUCUCAUCCUUCCUCUGUUUAGGAAAAAUAUCAUUUUCACUUAUUGUGGGCACGUUAGGACAAUUUUGAGGCAGACACUCAGAGGACUGGCAAGAGAGGCAGUGUCAGAAGAGAAAAGGAUCAUGGGUACAGACACAGAAAAAUAUGGGAUAUAUUGUAAAUAUGUAAGGCUCAUAUAUCAUCUAAGAGGUAAUUUGACUCAUAAUUCUUCAAAAUAAACUUUGUUUUGUCUGCUUUUCUCUUCAACAAGUAGCUACAAUGUGA